AUGUCUCAAUUGAUUACUUUAGCUACGUGCAAUUUGAAUCAAUGGGCUUUGGAUUUUGAAGGUAACAGGGACCGUAUCUUGGAAUCCAUCCGCAUCGCCAAAAAGAGGGGGGCACGUUUGCGUGUCGGUCCAGAGCUGGAGAUCACAGGUUAUGGAUGUUUGGAUCAUUUCUUGGAAAAUGAUUUGUGUCUGCACUCCUGGGAAAUGUAUGUGCAAAUUAUCAAACGUCCCGAAACUUUUGGUAUUCUCUUAGAUAUUGGUAUGCCAGUUCUGCACAAGAACAUCAGAUACAAUUGUAGAUUGUUAUCUUUAGACGGUAAGAUACUAUUUAUCAGACCUAAAUUGUGGCUUGCUAAUGAUGGUAACUACCGAGAAAUGCGGUUUUUCACACCUUGGUUGAAACCAACAGUGGUUGAAGAUUUUGUUUUACCACCUGAGAUCCAAGAAGUUACCGGACAGAAAAUUGUCCCAUUUGGGGAUGCGGUGGUAAAUGCGCUGGAUACAUGUGUUGGUGCUGAAACCUGCGAAGAGCUUUUCACACCACAAUCUCCAAAUAUUGCAAUGUCAUUGGAUGGUGUUGAAAUCAUCACUAACUCUUCGGGUUCUCACCACGAAUUGCGUAAGCUAAAUAAAAGAAUGGACUUGAUUCUGAAUGCCACAAAACGGUGCGGUGGGGUUUACCUAUACGCUAACCAACGCGGCUGUGACGGUGAUAGAUUGUAUUACGAUGGCAGCGCCUUGAUUGCUGUCAAUGGCAAAGUCGUCGCUCAAGGUUCUCAGUUUUCCCUUAAAGAUGUGGAAGUAGUUACUGCUACUGUGGAUUUAGAAGAGGUCAGAAGCUACAGAGCAGCCAUCAUGUCACGUUGUUUGCAAGCGAGUACCACCGAUGUUAGGUAUCAGAGAAUCGACGUCCCAAUCGAACUUGCCGUAAAAAAGGAGCGGUUUGAUCCUACAAUUAUGCCAACCAAGUCAAAAGCUGUUGCAUAUCACACCCCUCAAGAAGAAAUUGCUUUAGGGCCAGCCUGCUGGUUGUGGGAUUAUAUCAGACGUUGUAACGGAACAGGUUACUUCCUCCCUCUAUCAGGCGGUAUUGACUCCUGUGCCACAGCUAUGAUCGUCUACUCCAUGUGUAACAUAGUUGUAAAUGAAGCACUUGAAGGAAAUGAACAAGUUUUGAAAGAUGUUCGUAGAAUUACCGGAAAUACUGACGAAUGGGUGCCACAGAAACCACAGGACAUAUCAUCCAAAAUUUUCCAUACCUGUUACAUGGGAACUGAAAAUUCCUCGAAGGAAACAAGAAAUAGAUCUAGUGAACUAUCAGAGAAAAUUGGCUCCUACCAUGUUAAUCUGAAUAUGGAUAGUCUGGUUUCCAGCGUCACAUCUCUGUUUGAAGUUGCAACAGGGAAAAAGCCCAUUUACAAAAUAUUCGGUGGAUCCCAAAUAGAAAACUUAGCGCUGCAAAACAUCCAAGCUCGGCUGAGAAUGGUGUUGGCAUAUUUGUUUGCUCAACUAUUACCUUGGGUACGUGGCAACAAAAACUUAGGUGGGCUACUUGUUCUUGGAAGUGCCAACGUCGACGAGUGUUUGAGAGGUUACCUGACCAAGUACGAUUGUUCUUCCGCAGAUAUUAAUCCAAUAGGAGGUAUCUCUAAAACUGACCUGAAAGGUUUCAUUGCGUACGCCUCUGAAAAAUUUGAAAUGCCAAUUUUGAACGACUUCUUAACUGCUACCCCCACAGCAGAGUUGGAACCCAUAACGGAAACAUAUGUUCAAUCCGAUGAAGCUGAUAUGGGUAUGACCUACGAGGAACUGAGUGUUUUUGGAUAUUUGAGAAAAGUUGAAAAAUGUGGCCCGUACUCUAUGUUCUUGAAAUUAUUACACCAGUGGACGCCUAAACUCACACCCUCCCAAGUAGCCGAGAAAGUCAAAAGAUUUUUUUUCUUUUACGCAAUUAAUAGACAUAAGCAAACUGUACUAACGCCAAGUUACCACGCAGAGCAAUAUUCUCCGGAUGAUAACAGAUUUGACUUGAGGCCUUUCUUGAUCAAUCCAAGGUUCCCAUGGGCUGGGAAGAAAAUUGACCAGGUUGUCGCUCAAUGUGAAGGAAAACCUGGUCCUGAAUUGGAUGUGCUAUCUGUUGACUGA
Messenger RNA from Huiozyma naganishii CBS 8797, 2145 nucleotides. It is a transcript of the gene QNS1, whose product is annotated as glutamine-dependent NAD(+) synthetase. Bases 1 to 2145 code for a protein of 714 amino acids. Gene Ontology annotation, cellular component: cytoplasm. The record is from RefSeq and is a predicted model, not a curated record. Gene Ontology annotation, biological process: NAD+ biosynthetic process. The transcript has a single exon. Gene Ontology annotation, molecular function: ATP binding; NAD+ synthase (glutamine-hydrolyzing) activity; glutaminase activity. Lineage: Eukaryota; Fungi; Ascomycota; Saccharomycetes; Saccharomycetales; Saccharomycetaceae.